GUUUCCGCCAGCCCGAUGGGCUUCGACGCGAACGGGCCCGACUGCACGACGGAUGGGGAGCCCAGGCCCAGGCCGAGAGGGAAAGUGGGAGAGGAAAAGAAAAGGCAUCGGCUCGCACGCAAGUACGCAACGCAAGUCGUCAUCGCACGGGACGAGACGAGUCGAGGUCCAAGUCGCUCGAGCGCAAGCCCGCCGUCGCUCUCGCGUCCGCCCCUGCUCCGACCUUCCAGAAGCUUCCGGGAGCCGUCCAUGGCCACCGCGCCCGCGCCGACCGCAGCCGCCCCCGCGCCCGCCGCCGCGGCCGCGGCCGUCCCGUCCGCGUCGGUGCCGCGCGGGCAGGUGGAUCUGGUCGACUUCAUCGACUGGACCGGCGUCGAGUGCCUCAACCAGGACCCCGCCCACGGCAUCGCCAACGCCCUCAAGCAGGGUUACAGGGAGGAUGAGGGGCUGCACCUCGCCAGCGACUCGGACGAGCAGCUGCUCAUCUACAUCCCCUUCAUGCAGGUCAUCAAGCUGCAUUCCGCGCUCUUCAAAGGCCCCGAGGAAGAAGGCCCAAAGACAGUUAAACUCUUCUCCAACAGAGAGCAUAUGGGUUUCAGCAACGUCAAUGACUUCCCUCCAAGUGACAGUGUUGACCUGUCAUCCAGCCAUUUACUGGAAAGUAAGCCUGUCACGCUAAAGUAUGUGAAGUUCCAGAAUGUUCGCAGCCUGACUAUGUUUAUCGAAGACAAUCAAAGCGGAGCUGACAUCACAAAAAUUCAGAAGAUCGCGCUUUAUGGAACCACUGUGGACACAACAAAUAUGAAGGACCUGAAGAAGAUAGAAGAACAUUAAGCAGACCCAUCUAAGAUAGUGGUGUUUCAGUGGGUGUAAACAUUUAACUGUUGUGGUUGAUGCUGGCAACUUUGUGCCCCUAUUUUACACAUGAGGUAUUUAAGAGCCCAGUUAGCCUCCUGUAGGCUGCAAUUUCUGCGUGUGGGCUUGUUUGACAAACGAAACGAUGGUCCUUGCUGAGAAAAUUCAUAUCCAUAUCCCUUUUCCCUUGA
Molecule: messenger RNA, 1046 nt
Organism: Triticum aestivum (bread wheat)
Lineage: Eukaryota; Viridiplantae; Streptophyta; Magnoliopsida; Poales; Poaceae
Product: PITH domain-containing protein At3g04780
Exons: 7
Coding region: 16-834 (272 amino acids)
Source: RefSeq, a predicted model, not a curated record